GCAGAAGACGACGGCGGCGGCAGCUGCGGCAUCACCAGGGGUAUAGAUAAGGCGGAGGCCGUUGUGCUCUCUGCUCUGUCUGGGUUGGAGGUGACCGCUGCCAAGCCUCGCUAGGCGGCCGGUUGAACCAGACGGAAAGGAGACAGAAGCCUGUUUGCGGAUCCUGCCCAGCCCUCUCGCUGCGCCAUGGCUUAAGCCCACAGCCUCCUUGCCAAGCAUCUCCUUGCUCGGCCGGGGUCUGCUAGACACUGCAGUCGCAGAGAGGGCGCGCCCAGACGCCCUAGGCCUGAACUCUGGGACGCCAAGCCUCGCUCCCAUUCUUCACUGCCCACAGCAGGUCCUCUGCAGAAGGCGUUUGCAGUCGGUAAUCGAGGGACUUUACGGACUUUAUCUCAGUGGUACCUCGUCCCCGGGUGCUCUUUGAGGGAAGAGGACGAGGCAAAGGGCUUCUAAGGGGAGGAAGCGGUGGGAACCACAUUGGCGGGUCUGGGUUGGGGGUUAAAGGGAGAUUGGAGGUUUGAUUUAGAACCACAAAAAGGCUUUGCGGCUAGCAUGAUGGCGUGGCCGUGCAUCACAAGGGCCUGCUGCAUCGCCCGCUUCUGGAACCAGCUGGACAAGGCGGACAUUGCGGUGCCGCUGGUUUUCACCAAGUACUCGGAGGCCACCGAACAUCCAGGCGCCCCUCCGCAGCCGCCAGUGCCACUGCAGCCCGCGUUAGCGCCCCCCUCGCGUGCUGUCGCCAUAGAGACGCAGCCAGCCCAGGGAGAGUCGGAUGCAGUUGCCCGGGCAACAGGGCCGGCACCCGGGCCCAGCGGCGACCGCGAGACUGCAGCCGCCCCCGGCCGGAGCGGGCUGGGCUUGGGCGCGGCCUCGGGCUCCACUUCCGGCUCAGGCCCCGCGGACUCGGUGAUGCGACAGGACUACCGCGCCUGGAAGGUGCAGCGGCCCGAGCCCAGCUGCCGGCCGCGCAGCGAGUACCAGCCGUCCGACGCGCCCUUCGAGCGCGAGACCCAGUACCAGAAGGACUUCCGCGCCUGGCCGCUGCCCCGCCGUGGGGACCACCCCUGGAUCCCCAAGCCGGUGCAGAUCCCUGCGACUUCCCAACCUUCCCCGCCUGUUCUCGGGGUGCCCAAGCGUCGUCCUCAGAGCCAAGAGCGCGGGCCCAUGCAACUUUCUGCUGAUGCCCGGGACCCGGAAGGUGCUGGAGGAGCCGGGGUGCCGGCGGCUGGAAAGGCGUCCGGUGCAGAUCAGCGUGACACACGCAGGAAGGCAGGACCAGCAUGGAUGGUGACUCGCACCGAAGGGCACGAGGAGAAGCCUCUGCCCCCGGCCCAGUCCCAGACCCAGGAAGGUGGUCCUGCAGCUGGAAAGGCAUCCGGUGCAGAUCAGCGUGACACACGCAGGAAGGCGGGACCCGCGUGGAUGGUGACUCGCACCGAAGGGCACGAGGAAACGCCGCUGCCACCUGCCCAGUCCCAGACCCAGGAGGGCGGCCCUGCAGCUAGAAAGGCAUCUGGUGCAGACGAGCGCGACACCAGGAGGAAGGCAGGGCCGGCCUGGAUGGUGCGUCGCUCAGAGGGGCACGAGCAGAUACCCACUGCCCAUGCCCAAGGCACAGGGCCCGAAGGAGGCAAAGGGCGCGCGGUGGCAGAUGCCCUCAACAGGCAAAUCCGGGAGGAAGUGACGAGUACAGUAAGCAGCUCCUACAGGAAUGAAUUCAGAGCAUGGACAGACAUCAAGCCUGUGAAACCGAUCAAAGCCAAGCCCCAGUAUAAGCCCCCAGAUGACAAGAUGGUUCACGAGACCAGCUACAGCGCCCAGUUCAAAGGGGAGGCCAAUAAGCCCACUGCAGCGGACAACAAGGCGGUGGAUCGCAGAAGAAUACGAAGCCUCUACAGUGAGCCCUUCAAGGAAUCCCCGAAGGUAGAGAAGCCUAGUGUUCAGAGUUCCAAACCAAAAAAGACCUCAACGAGCCAUAAGCCCCCGAGGAAGGCCAAAGACAAGCAGGUGGUGUCGGGCCAGGCUGCCAAGAAAAAGACCACAGAGGGCCCCAGUGCUACUAAACCCGACGACAAGGAACAAAGCAAAGAGAUGAACAAUAAACUGGCUGAGGCGAAAGAGAACCGGGUCAAACCUACCAGUGACGCACAUAAGAAUGAAGGUCCUGUAGCCAAAGAGCCACACAAGGAUCAAGGUCCUGUGGCCCCAGGUCUUCCGAAAGGCCAAGGUCCUGUGGUCCAAGAGCCUUUGAAAGACCAAGGCCCCAUGGUGCCAGGACUGCCAAAGGAUCAAGUUCCUGUAGCCCCAGGGUCCUUAAAGGGCCAGAGCCCUACAGCCCCGGGCCCUCCAAAGGAUCAAGGUGCUGUGCUCUUAGGGCCUGUGAAGGACCCAGGUCCAGUGGCCCCAGCACCCAUCCAGGAUCAAGACCACAUGGCGUCUGAGCUUUUAAAGAAUAAAGGUUCUAUCACCUUAGCACCAGCCAAAGCCCAAAGCCCUCUGUUGUCAGAGCCUCAGAAGAAUCAGAGCCCUGUGGUUCCAGCAAGAGCUAUGGAUCAAAGCUUCCCAGCACCAGCACCUCUGAAGGACCCAGGUCCUGUGAUCCCCGAGCCUGAGAGAGAGCACGCUCCCAUGGUCCCAGAGCGUAGGAAGGACCAGAAUGCUUCCAUCAUGGCGUCUUUGAAGAACGAAGCUCCUGCGGUCUCUGAGUCUGUGAAGAAUCAAGGCUUAGCAGGCUCAGAGCCAGUCAAAGAUACAGGUACAGAUACAGCAGCCCCCAGGCAUCUGAAGGGACAUGAUUCUGUGUUUAUUGCACCUGUGAAGAACCAAGGUCCAGUGGUCCCUGAGCCAGUGAAGAGCCAAGACCCCAUUAUCCCAGCAUUAGGCAAGGACCAAGGUCCCAUGCUCCCAGAGCCUCCAAAGAAUCAAAGCCCUGUGGUCCUUGGGCCUAUAAAGAAUCAAAACCCCAUAAUCCCAGUACCUCUGAAGGGUCAGGAUCCCCUGGUGCCACCCCUAACAAAGGACCAAGGUCCUACAGCCCCUGACCCUCUGAAGACUCAAGGUCCCAGAGGCCCUCAAUUGCCCACCGUCUCACCUUCACCCCCAGUCAUGAUCCCAACAGUUCCCCAUACGGAAUAUAUUGAGGGAUCCCCUUGAUUCCCCUGAAAUGCCAUGAUGGAGCUGGCAGUGUAUGUGCUUCCCUCUUGGGAAAGCAAAGAUAUAUAUUUACUCUGCAUGAAACUGUGCUGUAUAGUCUUCUGGAAUCUAAUAAAAUUGGUUCCUCUGGCUCA
Molecule: messenger RNA, 3287 nt
Organism: Arvicanthis niloticus (Nile rat)
Lineage: Eukaryota; Metazoa; Chordata; Mammalia; Rodentia; Muridae
Gene: Map6
Product: microtubule associated protein 6
Biological process (GO): regulation of microtubule cytoskeleton organization; dendrite morphogenesis; cytoskeleton-dependent intracellular transport
Cellular component (GO): Golgi-associated vesicle; microtubule; axon
Molecular function (GO): microtubule binding; calmodulin binding
Source: RefSeq, a predicted model, not a curated record